AUGAAUCCUAAAAUCGGAUCGAAACGACUUUUAUUGUAUCCAACAGCGUUAAGUACAACACCAAAUCAUAUUCGUUUUCGAUUGCUUAAUGCUGGCACAUCAAUAAAAACAUCCUUAGCUCUGCAUUAUGAUUCAUUACAACAAGUUGAUGUUUAUGGUAAUGGCAUUUAUGUAUCACCAAUAACAUAUUCAUCGCCGGGUGAUUCAAAUUAUUUUAAUAGAACAACACGAAGGGCAACAUUUUUAAUUGACGAUGCUACUGUUAUCGAUUUGAAAAUAUCUCAAUUAAUUGUAUUGGCAUUUGGUUUACCAUCUACAACACCAUCGGCAUUCUUUACAACUAAUCUUGUUGCUAAUCUUGUUGCUUUACUCGGUGUUUCUCCUGAUAUAAUUCGACGUGUUAACACUAUUUCAGCAAACAAUGAUACGUAA
Messenger RNA from Rotaria socialis, 432 nucleotides. NCBI's taxonomy places the organism in Eukaryota, Metazoa, Rotifera, Eurotatoria, Philodinida, Philodinidae. The record is from the annotation of a GenBank genome assembly.